Messenger RNA from Glycine soja, 1902 nucleotides. RefSeq names its product zinc finger CCCH domain-containing protein 20-like. The record is from RefSeq and is a predicted model, not a curated record. The transcript has a single exon. Gene Ontology annotation, molecular function: metal ion binding. The coding region runs from base 421 to 1476 and encodes 351 amino acids. NCBI's taxonomy places the organism in Eukaryota, Viridiplantae, Streptophyta, Magnoliopsida, Fabales, Fabaceae.
UAUCUUCUUUGAUUAAUGUGGCGUAUUACACGCUCCACCGCUUUCCGGAGACCCGGGGCGUCAGAGAGAGAAAAAGACGAAACGCGAUACAGCGUGGUGAUUUAUUCUAAAUGACCCUCACUAACCGCGACUCACGUGGCACAGAAAUUCCAUUUCAGUCCACGUACAUGGCAAACCAAGAAGCAGCCUGUCACAUAAGUCCUCCACACGAGCGCGGUGAUCUAAAAAUUCCCCCCUCUACUUUUAACCGCAGUGGAAAAAUAAAAAAUGAAGAAUUGCAGUUCAUUGAUAUUUUUAACCCAACCACGGUUACCCCCAACCUAACCACGGUUAAGUGGCACUUUAUAAAACAAGCUAACCCUGCCGGAGUUUCUGUAAACAAAAACCAUCAGCAACAUAAAAAAAAAAAUAGAAAGAAAAAUGAUGCUCGGAGAACACCAUCGCGGGAAUCCGACGGUCCUCGUGCCACCGUGGCCAGCCCACGACGAUCCAACGGCUGAGAUGUACUCCGCGUUCUUAACAAACGACGUCAAUGCUGGUGAGUACUCUCCGUACCAUCUUCAAGAAGCACUAACGGCGCUGCAGCGUUUUCUGCCGUCAAACGAAACGGACGCAGACUCGGACUCCUCGGAGGCGGCUCAGCCCGACGCGGCGGUGGACGCGUACACGUGCGACCAUUUCCGCAUGUACGAGUUCAAGGUCCGUCGAUGCGCACGUGGCAGGUCACACGACUGGACGGAGUGUCCGUACGCGCAUCCCGGCGAGAAGGCCCGCCGCCGUGACCCGCGGAGGUUCCACUACUCUGGCGUGGCGUGCCCGGAGUUCCGCAAGGGAAACUGCAGGAAAGGCGACGCGUGCGAGUUCGCGCACGGCGUUUUCGAGUGCUGGCUCCAUCCGGCGCGCUACCGGACUCAGCCAUGCAAGGACGGCACGAGCUGCCGGCGGCGCGUGUGCUUCUUCGCGCACACGCCGGAGCAGCUGCGCGUCCUGCCGAUGCAGAGUCCGCGUAGCGUGGCAAACUCAUCGGAGUCCUACGACGGGUCUCCGAUGAGGCAGGUUUCGUUGUCGUCGUCGGCGGCGGCGGCGGCGUUCAUGUCUUCUCCGGCGGCUUCUCUCUCUCCGCCAGAGUCGCCGCCAUCGGUGAACGAGAUGGUGGCUUCUCUGCGUAAUUUGCAGCUUGGGAAAAUGAAAUCGAUGCCUCACAAUAGGAACGUGUCGGUCGGGUCGCCGAGGGGAUCGGUACUCCGACCGGGUUUUUUAAGCCUUCCAACAACGCCAACUCAGCAACCGGUUCGGUCUGGGGUGAAGUGUUUUGAUGUUUGGGAUGAGAGUUUUGAGGAGGAACCAGUUAUGGAGAGGGUGGAGUCAGGGAGGGGAAUAAGGGCUAAGAUGUUUGAGAAGCUCAGCAAGGAGAAUUCACUCGACGCCUCGGCUUCGCCUCCGGAUCUUGGGUGGGUCUCGGAGCUUGUUAAGUGAGAAGCCAGUCCUUGUAAAUAUGGCAUGGCUGAAGAGAAGAAGAGAAGAAGACAAGAAUCUCUUUUUUGUAUAGUUAGCUUACUAUUAUUAUUAUCAUCAUCAUGGUUUUAAACAGCAUUCCUCAACGCAAUCAAGGUAUUUGGAUUCACUGUAAUACACAAUCGUAAUUGAGGCUGCAUCAGUCGCAAUUACCUACCAUUUAUAUAAAGGUUUUCACCCUUGUGCGAGUCCGAUCGCAAUCCUAAUUUAAAACUAGGUUUUUACUUAAAUUAACUCUUGCAUGUGUUAUUUUCAGUACUACUUUCACUUACUAGCUAAUCUCAUCUUAUUGAUGUACAAAUGUAUAAAUACUGCUAUUUAGGAUCCAAGGGGAAUCUUGUUAUGCUAAUUAUUUAUGUAAUGUAUAUUUUGUUUUAUUUUAUUUUA